Messenger RNA from Prorocentrum cordatum, 1350 nucleotides. NCBI's taxonomy places the organism in Eukaryota, Dinophyceae, Prorocentrales, Prorocentraceae. The record is from the annotation of a GenBank genome assembly.
GUCGACGUGUUCGCCGACCUGGACCCCGAGGACGAGGCCGAGGCAAUCAGGAUGUGCGACGAGUUCGGCCAGGACCUGGAGCCGAGCUACACGUCGCCAGUGAGUCAGAACGCUUCAAAUCCCACGACGGUGCGCCUCGAGCCGUCCGUGGGUUCAUCGUCGCGCGUAAGUUUUGCAAACUCUGGCGAAAGCAUCUUCGACCCCACCCGGCGUCAGAUCGCAAGACCCACCCCGGCGCUCCUCGAACCGACGGUGGGCACUGGCAGUCAGAACGCACGCCUCAACAUCGACACCGACGGGCGUCAGAUCGCAAGUCCCACCUCGGCGCUCCUCGAACCGAUGGUGGGCACUGGCAGUCAGAACGCACGCCACACCUUCGACACCGUCGGGCGUCAGAAUGCAAGACCCCCCUCGGUGCUCCUCGAGCCGACGGGGGGCUCAGCGUCGCCACAGCGCCACAUCAACACCGACGGGAGUCAGAGCGCAAAUCCCGCUACGGCACCGCCGUGGGUGGGUUCAACGUCGCCACGGCUCGAAACUAGAGGCGAAGACACGACCGAGAUGGGAGAGCUCUGGGAGAUGAUGGAAAUGGCUGCUGAGGCACCCGUGGAGAAAGAGGCCCCAGAGUACAUCACCAAGUGCGCCGCGUAUCAAGCGACCACGCAAGCCUCCAGGGACCUCAGCCUGAGUUUCUCCUCCAUCAUGAACACGAUGGAGCACUUCUACUGCAUGGCUUACCGCAUCGACCCCCUGGACCGAGCGAAGUACUGCGGCAGAGGUGACCCGAGAGCAUUCACCAUGCGCAAAGGCAAAGAGAAGCACGAGAGGAGAGAGCGGUAUGCAAACCGCAGAGCUGACUGGUGGAGCAGAGCCGAGAACACCCUGUCCUUGCUGGCGAGGCUGCGCAAGAAGAACAGGGACGUGAGGCAGCAGCUGCACUUAGAGGCCGCAGGCAGACACCUUGCCUACGACGGCCUCCCGAACACCAGCGACCAGGCAUCGGACACGGCGAAGCUACACCGAGAGAUCUGGAGAGCGAGGCUGACAGACUUAAGCAAGGUCGACACCGACGUGAUCCUUGGCAUGGCGCAGCAGGCGGAGCAGGAGAAGCGGCUCGCACUCAAGAGGGACCUCCAAGAGAAUACGCGGGCCUUCGGACAGUGGCUUGCGCUGGCUGAAAAAGACGUCGGCGUGCUGCACCGCAUCGCGAAGCCACCGCCCAGGCGCGAGGAGGAGGUUGUUACUCAUGAUGGGGUACUGGACUGCCCCACCAAGAUAGUCGACGAGAAAGCGAAGGCGUUCCAGGACAUCUGGAAGUGCGACCGACUCAAGCACGAGCAGCACACCGAA